Octodon degus (degu) is the source of this 1294-nucleotide messenger RNA. RefSeq names its product ribonuclease P and MRP subunit p25 (gene Rpp25). Gene Ontology annotation, biological process: tRNA 5'-leader removal. Gene Ontology annotation, cellular component: ribonuclease MRP complex. Bases 168 to 734 code for a protein of 188 amino acids. The record is from RefSeq and is a predicted model, not a curated record. Gene Ontology annotation, molecular function: RNA binding. Lineage: Eukaryota; Metazoa; Chordata; Mammalia; Rodentia; Octodontidae. The transcript has a single exon.
GCCAAAAGCGCGCAGCUGAGGGCACUGAAAGCGCAGAGCGUGGAGGGCGCGGAGCAGAAUAUUGUAGGCUGUGGAGGGACGUAAACACCGAGGGUCGCCGCCCGCCACCUCGUCCACGCCGAGCCAUGCAGCCUCAGGGCUGAGCGGCCCUAUGGCGACCAGGGCACAUGGAGAACUUCCGUAAGGUGCGCUCCGAGGAGGGGCCCGAGGUGAGCGGCGCGGGCGCGGGACCCUUUGCAGACCUGGCGCCCGGUGCCGUGCACAUGCGGGUCAAAGAGGGCAGCAAGAUCCGCAACCUGCUGGCCUUCGCCACUGCCAGCAUGGCGCAGCCGGCCACGCGCGCCAUCGUCUUCAGCGGCUGCGGCCGGGCCGCCACCAAGACUGUCACGUGCGCGGAGAUACUGAAGCGCCGCCUGGCAGGGCUGCACCAGGUUACGCGGCUGCGCUACCGGAGCGUGCGCGAGGUGUGGCAGAGCCUGCCCCCGGGGCCCGACCACCCACCCGCCAGCCUCAGUGUCCUCAAGAACGUGCCUGGCCUCGCCAUCCUGCUGUCCAAGGAUGCUCUGGACCCUUGCCAGCUUGGUUAUCAGCCCCCGGGUCCCCGCCCCAGCCUGCCAUCCCUACCCGCCGCGCCGACGGCCAAGAGGGGUCCCGGGGAGUCCGCGGCUGAAGGGAGCGCCUCGAAGAGGUCACAGCCCGAGCCGAGGCCUGGAGACGAGGACCGAACGGCCUGAACUCCCUGAGCCACCUGGGCCACUGGAUUUUCAGCACCUCCACCUUCAGAAACAUUUCCAAUUUCCACAACUCGGUCCUCAAGCGCCCACAUCCUGGACACAGCACCUCAGACCGGCAGCAUGAACCCCAAAUGACUAGAGAGGGGACCCGGGAGUGGCAGAAGAGGAUCCUGACCUGCCCAGGGAGGCUUGGUGGAAGGUUCACCCAAGGGGUGGAGCUCCACCUUUGGCUUUACUGAACCAUCUUGGGUCCUUCCUAGGGAGGGAAUGGUAGGCAGGGGACUUGUUUGGGACUUUGUGGCUUAAAAACAUACAGCUUCGUGGAGGGGACCAGCCCAGAAGAGCUCUUGGAAUCGCUCUCGCGCUGCCAGAAGAGUUCACAGGCCUAGAAACUGACUGCUUGAGGGUAGAGGAAUCAGAUGUUGAGCCUGUCUGUGUUCUGCACCGUUCUCUGGGACCAGUUCCCUUUUUACUUUCAUCCUGUUACAGUAUUCCCUUCCCCAGGUUGUCCUAGAGGGAGAGACCUAGGGUGGAACUUUCCCUGACCCCACAGCUGGAAU